Messenger RNA from Nicotiana attenuata, 1295 nucleotides. RefSeq names its product mitochondrial import inner membrane translocase subunit TIM17-2-like. Gene Ontology annotation, cellular component: mitochondrial inner membrane; TIM23 mitochondrial import inner membrane translocase complex. Gene Ontology annotation, biological process: protein import into mitochondrial matrix. Gene Ontology annotation, molecular function: transmembrane protein transporter activity. The transcript is spliced from 3 exons. NCBI's taxonomy places the organism in Eukaryota, Viridiplantae, Streptophyta, Magnoliopsida, Solanales, Solanaceae. The coding region runs from base 235 to 945 and encodes 236 amino acids. The record is from RefSeq and is a predicted model, not a curated record.
GCACCCCUUUUCUAGUUAUUCUAGGUUUUUCAGCUUCUUCAAUUUUUCUGCGUCUCUCACACCUGGGUCGGUGUCACUGCCUCCCUUCGACGUCUCUCUCAGGUGAAAUCUUUGAUUUUUAAUGUUAAUAUAUCAAACCAAUCACUUACUUGGAAAGUAAAAGCAAGUGUGCGUGGUUGGUGUCUUCCCCCUUUUAACCGUUUUCCUCCCAGUUAGGGAUCGACCGCUUUAACAAUGGGAACACCAGAGACCUCUCGUGAACCUUGCCCUGACCGUAUACUUGAUGAUGUUGGCGGAGCAUUUGGUAUGGGUGCUGUUGGAGGUGCGGCCUUCCACUUCAUAAAAGGCACAUACAACUCACCCAAAGGUGAGCGCUUGGUUGGUGGUACACAGGCUGUGCGCAUGAAUGCACCUCGUAUUGGUGGUAGUUUUGCUGUGUGGGGUGGACUGUUCUCCACGUUUGAUUGUACAAUGGUUUAUCUCCGUCAGAAAGAAGAUCCGUGGAACUCAAUCAUUGCUGGUGCUGCAACUGGUGGCUUUCUCCAGAUGCGGCAGGGAUUAGGUGCUGCUUCUAGAUCAGCAAUGUUUGGUGGAGUUUUACUUGCGUUGAUAGAGGGAGCUGGAAUUAUGUUGAAUAAAGUCAUGAGUGCUCCCCAGAAUUUCCCGCCCAUGGAUGAGCCACUACCAAAUGCCCCUGGUGUGCCUGGGUAUCCAACCGGGCAGCUGCCUGGUCAACAAAUGGGGCAGCUUCCUGGUCAAGCUCCAGCAAGUAUUGAUGGCAUGAUGGUUGAAUCUUCAGCACCGUCCUCUUCUUCCUCAAGUUCCUGGCUUGGAGGGCUUUUUGGCGGUGGAAAAAAAGAGGAGACAGCGUCAAACAGUGGUAGCAAGACACAGGUUUUAGAGAGCUUUGAUGCUCCUAGCCCACCUACUUUUGAAUAUAAAUGAGUUUAAGAGCUGAAAUUCUUUGCAGGGGGAGCAUCUUGGUGGUCAGGACACUCAUCACACUUCUUGAUCCGUGCCGAUUUUUGGGAUUAGUAAAUGGCUUAUUGUGGAUCUGAAUGACAUAGUGGGUUUAUAUUGAUGCAGGCAGUUUAAUCUACAGUACUUGACAUUAAGAUAUAUUGCAUCAUAGGUUUAAUGGUAUUAACUUUUGAUUAUUGUAUGAGUUGCCAAGUUUUGUUCAAUCCUGAAUGAUCAAACAAAUGGAAAAAUAAUGUGCCAUGUUUGUGGUUGUAUAUGGAAACACCUUGGGCAGCAUAUAAAGAUCUUUUUUGCAGGGCCACUUUUCUGGAUGA